GAAUCCGAAAGGAAAAACAUGUCGGAACUUCUGGCUUCCCUGGAAACAGCCUCCCAUCGGAACAAUGGCUUGAAGGCAUGAGUCACUCUUUAAGAAUAUAUCAGUAACAGUAGACUACAUCAGAGCAGAUUAAUUCGCAAUCCUUUUGUGUGCUGAAAAUGUCAAAGGGGACAAAGGUCCCUGGUUAUAUGCAGGGGAAAGGAAGCAGAAAUCCAAGAGGAAUCAUUGGGGACAGGGAGAUUCGGUACAAAUGUUCCUUACAGAACACAAUUCUUGAUGUGCUGCGAGGCCGGCCGGGCUGGCAGGAAGUACCAGGUCAAAAUAAUGUACAACAAAAUGUACAGACUAAUGCAAAACAACAGGGUCAACAAUCCACUGGCCAGCCAUCAACCAAUACUGGCAAGGCAGGAUCAGGUACAACUUCCACUCAAGGGACAACCUCUGGAAACAAGGGAAGUGUAAGAAUUACCCAACAAGGCCCAGCUACACAAAACACAGUGCCCACAAGAAUGGGUUUUCAAAGCAUUCCUCCUAUUACACGGAACAGUGAUGGGGACUGGGAUUUUUACUGGUGUGAUCGGGAGUGGCUCGCCCAGAAUUACGACACCAUGUUCCUGUACGAACAUCAGAAAAUACUACACUUCCGAAACCACUAUGAGUUAACAAGAAAGAAUUUAAUGGUUAAGAAUCUCAAACGACUGAAGAAACAAACGGAGAGAGAACAAGGCAAAGCUGAGGGACUGAGCUUUGAGUUCUUUCCAACAACCUAUGAACUUCCGUCUGAAUACCACAUAUUUGUUGAGGAGUUCAAGAAAAAUCCUGGAAUUAUUUGGAUUAUGAAGCCAGCUGCCAGAGCUCAGGGGCGAGGCAUCUUUCUGUUCCGGAGGUUGAAGGACAUCACGGACUGGAAAAAGGGAGAGUACCAGCCUCUGAGUGACCCAAACCGAGAAGUACCAGAAACGUACGUGGUCCAGCGGUACAUAGAGAACCCGUAUCUCAUUGGUGGCAGGAAAUUCGAUGUUCGAGUCUACGUUUUAGUAGUUUCAUACAAUCCCCUGAAAGUUUGGUUGUACAGGAGUGGAUUUGCUAGAUUCUCUAAUACAAGAUUUUCUCUUGAUUCUAUUGAAGAUACAUAUGUUCAUUUGACCAAUGUUGCCGUUCAGAAAAAUGCCCCAGAUUACGAUCCUGACAAGGGAUGUAAAUGGUCUACCCAGCAAUUACGGAAGUACCUCGCUGCCAAACAUGGUGUGGAGGCCGUCAAAAAGGCAUUUAAAGGGAUUGACAACAUCAUCAUUAAAUCAUUACAAAGUGUUCAAAAAAUCAUCAUCAACGAUAAACAUUGUUUUGAGAUGUAUGGUUAUGAUGUUUUAUUUGAUUCUGAUCUCAAACCGUGGUUAAUAGAAAUAAAUGCCUCACCCUCGCUCACAGCGAGUGGAAAAGAAGAUUAUGACCUUAAAUUUGGACUUUUAAACGACCUUUUAAAUGUUCUUGACCUUGAGAACCGACUGACAGGUAAAGAAAAGCGGGUAGGGGGCUGGGACUUAUUGUGGGAAGAUGGGCCUAUUUUAGCUGACGAUGGAAACAUGGAAUGUACUCCUAACGGGACAACAGCUUCCAUUCCCAACUCAUUCCUAGGUUGCCAUAAUGACAGAAAAAGACAGUUAAGGGAAUUGUAUACGGCUGCUCAGUCCAUUAAGAAGUCAUGACAUGAUAAGACAUGGAUAAAAAGCAGCAAAUUAUACAAUGUACAGAGGAAACUGACCUGCGAUUCUUAUAUUUAUGGAUAAAAUAUACGAUACUUCAACCCUGUGAAACAUUUUGAGUUUCAUUUGUUCAGUAAGGCUUGCCUCUGUGUUCCAUUUUCCAGCAUGACAAAAUAUUUUCCAAGAUUAAAAUCUUACAAAUAAAAGAAAAAAAGACUUGGAA
Molecule: messenger RNA, 1926 nt
Organism: Saccostrea echinata
Lineage: Eukaryota; Metazoa; Mollusca; Bivalvia; Ostreida; Ostreidae
Product: probable tubulin polyglutamylase TTLL9
Exons: 19
Coding region: 159-1706 (515 amino acids)
Biological process (GO): protein polyglutamylation; microtubule cytoskeleton organization
Cellular component (GO): cilium
Molecular function (GO): tubulin-glutamic acid ligase activity; tubulin binding
Source: RefSeq, a predicted model, not a curated record